Messenger RNA from Alternaria ethzedia, 960 nucleotides. RefSeq lists its product as uncharacterized. The transcript has a single exon. The record is from RefSeq and is a predicted model, not a curated record. Lineage: Eukaryota; Fungi; Ascomycota; Dothideomycetes; Pleosporales; Pleosporaceae. The coding region runs from base 1 to 960 and encodes 319 amino acids.
AUGAAGUCAUCUUAUAUCCAACUGCUUCUCGGAGCCUUCUCUACUUGCCUUGCAUCGCCCCAUCCGAAGAUCAGAGACGAGACCAAUUCUCUGCCCUCAAGCGCCGUAGCGUCGAGGGCUGCGCCAAAAUGGAUCAAGAUUGACGAUACCGCGAGGAUCAAUAACGUCAUCACUGUAACAUCAUCUCCAGGUGUUUCAGCUGCCAACGAUGGUCUUUACAUCGUGCGCCCAACCGGUCAGAUCCAGCGAUACAUCAACAGCGCUUGGACAACCGUCGACAACUACGAACAGACCUAUCAGAUCGCCGGCGCUAACGGCAACCUUUGGCAGAGGCACCUCGAUGGUGGUACGUUCCGCUGGCUGGGUCAGCCUGGAGAGUGGGAGUCGACGAGUGGUACAGACACGAGUGUCUACAACAUCGUUGCCGCGGGUGAUCAGCUCUUUGCACAACGAAAAGACGGCUCCGUCGCACGCUUAUCUGACGGCGCUUGGGUUACCAUCGACCAGCCUCCCAUCACGGAUAGUUCCAGCUCGACCCAGAUCCUGUUCGACGAUGAACUCACAAUGUGGAAUCGUCUCUACAAUGGCACCAUCGUACGCACGCCAGCGCCCUACAACGCCGGUCAAUGGAAGAUUGUCGACAGCACUUACACUGCCAAAUUGGCCGUGGGAGGUAACAACGUCUACAGAUGGGAUAGCAGCGCGAACCAAGUUCUCAAGAUGAAUGCGACAGGAGGGUGGACUCUGAUCGACAGCGGCAGAGUAGUCAACAACAUUUAUGCGGUCGGAGACUAUCUAUAUGUUGAGCUUCUGGACGGAAGUUACUCGCGGUACUCAGGAACACCCAUGCUUUGGGAGACGAUCGACCAGAGGGCUUCCAGAGGUGAGGUGGCUGGCGAUCGAAAGGGCGGUCUUUGGCGCUUGAUGGGUGGUGGUCAGAUUUGGGAGAUGGUGGUUUGA